Molecule: messenger RNA, 2181 nt
Organism: Seminavis robusta
Lineage: Eukaryota; Bacillariophyta; Bacillariophyceae; Naviculales; Naviculaceae
Source: the annotation of a GenBank genome assembly
GACUAACCUGCAUUUUAUAACCAGUUUGUCCGCUGCCCCUGCUGCCUUGCAUUUUAUUGCGAAGAAGUCAAUUUAUAAAGUCGAUUGCUGAAACCGGAAUAGAGCUUCAUUGCUGAUCUUGACCAUGCCUGUCAGCGCGUUUUCAGCACGUCUUGUGACAGCGGUGGCCGAUCAUGUUCGUUUCUUUGCAGCAGUUUGGCUAUCGGUUCGAUGGGCUACUGGCAGUGCCUCCGAGGAUGGCCACCUGACGAUGGUACCCUGGAAGACGGGCAUCAUGUGUGCCGGUCUUGUAACUACCCAUACUAUCAUGGAAAUGUUUUAUGGGUUGGUUCUUCUAGGUCCUGAAUCACUUGCAUCUGUCAAGCGACAACAGGUUGCAAUGGAUAUUCAAAACAAAGCAUUGAUGACAUCUCUUGUUGGUCUCAUUUUGCAUUUGGCAAUCUUGGCUGCCGGAUUGUCCUAUUGGGGGGUCUUCGGUCCUGUCUUUGUUUCGGAAAGCUCGACCACCGGUACCUGGAUGGAUGAUUUGGAGGUCUGGAUGAUGGCUCUAGUGCAACCGUACGCCGAGUUUUGGGCCAUUUGCGUUCUCAAGGACUGUUUCAGCAUGAACAUUCUACACCGAAAGAUGCACAACAAGAAUCAUCAAUUUCUCCAUUCAAUCCACGAGCUGCAUCAUAACUACGCCAUCAAUUUGAACAACAUUAAUGGAAGCCAGAUCGACCCACUCGAUUUGUUCCUAGAAAACAGCAUUGGUCCAUUCUUGUUGGUCUGUGCAAAGUGGGCCUUGGGAUUGACACCACAGGUUUCGUUUCUGGCCUUCUACACCCUCGUAUCCAGUGAAGGCAGUACUCAUUCCUUGAAUCCAUACUCUGUUUGUUACUACUUCCCUCCGCGGAUGCCAUCCUCAAGGGAAAUAUUGGACACAAUCUACAUCAUGCCAAACCGCAUACUAAUUUCACUGCGCAUCCAUGGCAUCAUCUCUGGAAAGGAUACCAAAAAGACGUGGAUACCUACAACCAUGUCAUGAAGACGCAAGUCCAGCUUUGAGCCAGCAAAAGAGCGAAAACAGCACGAAAAGACGAGGCGGUGCACAACUGUUUUGCAGUACCGGUAGGCACCACUAUGCACGGUCACUUUCCGUACACUUAGCUAGCAAACUUUUCUCUCGCAGCCGCUUCGUUUGCUGGCCGUUCAUCCUAUCCUGUCAUUGCCCACCACUAAAGCUAGCUAGCUACACGAAGUUGCUCAAAUCAUUCUAUGUUGUGGAUUAUAAAUUAUAAGUUGGUUUGUAAGUUGGUUCAUAUGAAGCGUAACUGUCAAGCUACUCCCCACUAACAUUCAACCUCGGUUGGGUCGAUGUCAUCAGUGUCGACUUCCUUGGGGCCUUGCUGCAUUGGUGUUGGUGCUGGCUCUGCAUAGAGUUCUUGGAUGUUUAGAUGGAGCUUUCGGGUGCUUGACUGCGUAUGGGGCUUCUUGGUACUUGGUGGUUCUGUUUUGAGCAUCGUGUUGCUUGGGUGAGAUGGAAGCUUUUCUUGUGAUUCAGGAAGUGAUUUCUUUGAGUGGGAGAUGUUGUAUUGGCACAAGAACUUAUCAGUGUCUCCAUAGAACUUGAACUUGGUCUGGGUCUGCUUGAGAGCUUUGGCCAGGGUGCAGAACAGAUACUUCAAUAUCUCAAUCACCUCCUCAUCACUCAAAUCUUUGUGAGACGAGUUCAACUCACCAUUGACCUUCACGUCAAAGCUGCUCAUAAGGGUCUCCUCAGUGUUGGUAAUGCCCACGUGGGGUUUAUUUUGGGUCAUGCGCCUCAUGGCCCACUUCUUCCAGACCGUGAUGAUGGCGGUGCGGCUGCAGACUUUGCUUAGGUCAUAACCCACUUGGGGCUUGAGGCAGAUGAAUCCACUAAAGCGGCGGACGGAGAAGUCAGUGUGGGAUUCUUGGAAGGGAGACAUCUUGAUCUUGGUGGUGCUGUUGUGUGUCUCUGUGCUCUGUGCUCUCUGCAACCAAGUUGGCUAAAAACCAUGGUGGUACCAGACUGAUCACGAGACGACUGAUGAGGUUUGGAGUAAGACCGACAUGCACUGUCGGGCCAGCUUACCAGUCAAUCCAUUCCGUAGAUAAUUUCCCUACUCUAAACCCCCUUAUAUUGUCAAUCCAGUCACAGUAUCAUACAUACUGUACUGU